AUGGGGACCUAUAUAAGCGGAGACGCGCCUUACCGCGUAACACGAUCCUAUAACACAAUCUCCACUGACAAACAACUCUUCAACAUGCGCUUCAUCGUGCAAUCGCUGCUCUUCUGCACUGGCCUUUCAUUGGCGCAGUACACGACCACCCCAGUCCCCAUCCUCAAGCAGAUUAACAGACACAACGAGGACGGAAGUUACAGUUACGGUUACGAAGCGGCAGACGGUUCCUACAAGAUCGAAUCGAAGUAUCCGACAGGCGAGGUCUACGGUAAGUACGGAUUCGUGGACGACACAGGGACAGUGCGCGAGGUUAAAUACGAUGCGGGCCAUCGAGGUUUCGAGCCAGCGGGUCCCGGGAUCAAUGUACCCCCCUCGACCUUGGCCGAAAACAGCGUCGGAGGUCAGAACGAGCCGGAGGAUGACGGGCAGUACCGCGAGGAUCCCUCAAUCUACUACACGGAUCCGAGGUACACCAAUGGUGAGAAAUACGAGAGACGUCCACCCUCGCCACCGGCACCCCCUCGUCAGGCUUACAAACAACCUGCUCUAGGGUACAACGCUCCGAGAUCUGGAUAUUCCACUUAUCAGCAGUACGAACCAGCGCAACGAGUGCAGCCCGCGGCGCAAUAUCCCGAGUACCAGAGGUACAAACAGCCCAGCAACAUCGACACCUCGUCCUACACCGUUCAAUAUCGAAAGAAAUGAGAAUAAAUCCCCCGCUCCCGCCGAACUACAAAAAUCCUGUAAAUAGUUUAAUUUAUCCCUCUGCUAAUAAUUAAUUAAUGAUUCACCCACUGAGAUGAAUAAAAACCCUUUGAAAAACUC
Molecule: messenger RNA, 828 nt
Organism: Diachasma alloeum
Lineage: Eukaryota; Metazoa; Arthropoda; Insecta; Hymenoptera; Braconidae
Gene: CPR27
Exons: 4
Coding region: 1-708 (235 amino acids)
Cellular component (GO): chitin-based extracellular matrix
Molecular function (GO): structural constituent of chitin-based larval cuticle
Source: RefSeq, a predicted model, not a curated record